AUGAAGAAGGUGCAGUUUGGUACUCACAUGCUAGAGAAAGAAGUUGAGGAUUGGUGGAGUAAUACUAUGCAAAGAUUUAAUGAGGAAUGCAUGGAAGUUACUUGGGCUCUUUUCCGUGAUGCUUUUAUGGAGAACUAUUUUCCGGAAGAUGUCUGUGGGAAGAAAGAGGUAGAAUUCAUUGAGUUGAAGCAAGGUAAUGGUACUGUAGCGGAGUAUGCUGCAAGAUUCCAAGAGUUGAUCAAGUAUUGCUCUCAUUACAAUACUAUGAAUGCUGAGAGGUCUAAGUGUUUGAAGUUUGUGAAUGGUCCGAGUCAUGACAUCAAGAAAGCUAUUGGUUAUCAACGGAUUACUCGUUUUUCCUAG
This is a messenger RNA of Vicia villosa (hairy vetch), 363 nucleotides long. RefSeq lists its product as uncharacterized. The transcript has a single exon. NCBI's taxonomy places the organism in Eukaryota, Viridiplantae, Streptophyta, Magnoliopsida, Fabales, Fabaceae. The coding region runs from base 1 to 363 and encodes 120 amino acids. The record is from RefSeq and is a predicted model, not a curated record.